This is a messenger RNA of Paramecium pentaurelia, 1149 nucleotides long. The record is from the annotation of a GenBank genome assembly. NCBI's taxonomy places the organism in Eukaryota, Ciliophora, Oligohymenophorea, Peniculida, Parameciidae.
AUGUAAAUUCUUUUUACUCCAGGACCUCUCUUGACAACUAAAACUGUAAAAGAAGCUGCUCUAGUUGAUAUGGGUUCAAGAGAUCCCAAAUUUAUUUCAAUUAUUCAAAAUAUAAGAUCAACCUUAUUGAAAUUAUCAAAUGUUGAUGAAAAAGACUAUACAGCAGUACUUCUAUAAGGAAGUGGUACAUAUGCUAUUGAAGCUACAUUUCAUACAGUUUUAAAAAGAGAAACUGAUAAGUAAUCAUUUAAUUAUAGAAUAUAGAGUACUUGUAGUUUCUAAUGGUGCAUAUGGAGAAAGAUAAGCUAAAAUAUUAACUGCAAUAAAUAAGUAAUUUGUCAAACUCACAUAUGAUGAAAACCAAAAAUGUGUAGUAGAUGAUAUCAUUAAAACUAUUGAAAAUGAUCCAACUAUUACUCAUUUGAGUAUGGUACAUUCUGAAACAACUUCAGGAAUCAUUAAUGACAUUGACUUUGUUCAUAGAUUAAGUAGAAGAGUUGUAUUCAUUUUGGAUGCUGUCAGCUCAUUUGGAGCCUAUGAAAUUCCAAUUUCCAAAUUAAAUAUAGAUUUUUUAAUAUCCACAAGCAAUAAAAAUAUUUAAGGUUUGCCUGGAUUUGCUUUUGUCAUUGCAAAUAAAUAAAUAUUAUCUUAAUGCAAAGGGAAUGCUGCUUCAUUAGUGCUUGAUCUCUAUGAUCAAGAAGAAUAUAUGAUUAAAACAUAAUAAUUCAGAUUUACACCUCCUACACAUGUAUUGAGAUGUUUUGAAUGUGCUCUCAAAGAAUUUGAAGAAGAAGGUAGUAUCAAAGGAAGAUAAAAGAGAUAUACAGAAUUAUAAUAAUAUUUAUCUUAAUAAAUGUAAAACUUAGGAUUUAAGUUAUUUGUUGAUCCUAAAGAUUAAGGUUGCAUUAUUACUACAUUCCUCUUUCCAAAAGAUCCUAAAUUUAAUUUUAAUUGUAAUAAAUAAUUUAAUAUUCAUAGAAUUUUAUGAUUACCUUGCAGCUAAAAAUCUCAUCAUAUAUCCAGGUAAAAUGACUAAAGCAGAAACCUUUAGAAUUGGUUCUAUUGGUGCAUUAACUAUGUAGAAUAUGGAAUAAUUAAUUGAGGCCAUUAAAACAUUCAUAGCAGAAACAAAUUUAUAAGUUUAAUGAG